Molecule: messenger RNA, 246 nt
Organism: Drosophila teissieri
Lineage: Eukaryota; Metazoa; Arthropoda; Insecta; Diptera; Drosophilidae
Exons: 1
Coding region: 1-246 (81 amino acids)
Source: RefSeq, a predicted model, not a curated record
AUGACAAACGCCGUGUCAGUAACAACCAACGAGAACUGCCCAAUUGGCCAAAACACUGGAUCCAACAAAAAUACGAUGUCGCCCUCUGAAAUAUCCAUUGAGCAAUUGCCGAAUCUCGCAUCGAACUGGUCAACUUUUCUCAGAGAUAUUACCAACGAUCGAAAGCUGCGAGCUGAGCGCAUUAAUCGGCAGUCGGAAAAUGUCAUCCAAUUUAUAAAUAGAUUCCCGCUUCUGGAAUCCUCCUGA